AUGGUAACGGCUCUGCGCCGCUUCGCGAUGGCGCGUCCUCGCCCCCAGAUGACGCCAUUCAAUACACUUCGUUUCCAGCGUGCGCCUGUGCUUGCAGCUCAGUUCAUUUGCCCCAACCCUUUUGCUUUCCGCAGCGCCUUCUACACGACGGACAGCAAUGACAGAGACGACGAGAAGGACGUGACCGAUGAUGACGUAAACAAAGAGAAUGACAAAAGUGUUGAAGUGGUCAUCAACAAUGAUUUGGCUACAGUAGGGGAAGGUGACAAUGCACCCACCUACCCCCAUGUGCUGGUCAUGCCAGCCCACCGUCGUCCUUUCUUCCCAGGGGUUGUUCUACCCAUGACGAUUACGAAUCCUGAAGUAACACGUGCUCUUCUUGCUCUUAAAGAGAGUGGUCAAAAAUAUGUAGGUGUGUUUUUGAAAAAAUCCAAUGGGGACCCGUUAAAAUCCGGUGGAGGUGAAGAUCUGGUCAAAAAUCUAAGUGAGAUUCAUCAUGUCGGGAGUUUUGCCCGAAUCGAUAAUAUGCUGCCAUUUGAUGCUAAUUCAGUACAAAUAUUAAUGGUUUCUCAACGUCGAAUUGCCAUUGAUACAAUUCGAGAUGAAGGACCUCCUGUUCGAGUAAAUAUCACGAAUCUGGAUAAUCCGUCUUUUGAUCCGAAAAGCCAAUUAAUUCGAGCUUAUUCGAAUGAAAUUGUAGCAACAUUACGUGAAAUUGUCAAAAUGAAUCCAUUAUUUAAAGAUCAUAUGCAAUAUUUUUCCCAACGGAUUAAUAUCCAUAAUCCGUAUAAAUUAGCUGAUUUUGCAGCAUCUGUGACAUCGGCCGAUGGAGAAGAAUUGCAACAAGUAAUGGAAGAAAUGGUGUGUGAAGCACGAUUAAAAAAAGCAUUGGAACUUAUUACGAAAGAAUUGGAAUUAAGUAAAGUGCAACAGACAAUUAAAGAACAAGUGGAAGAAAAAGUAUCAAAAAAUCAGCGCAAUUAUUUGUUAAUGGAACAAUUAAAAGCUAUUAAAAAAGAACUUGGGAUGGAAAAAGAUGAUAAAGAUGCAAUGAUUACAAAAUAUCGAGAACGGCUUGCAGAAUUUGAUUCAGGGAGUAUUCCAGAUACGGUGAACGAAGUAGUAGAAGAUGAGCUGAAUAAAAUGGCAAUGUUGGAAAAAAAUUCGUCGGAAUUUAACGUGACGCGGAAUUAUCUUGAUUGGCUUACGCAAUUGCCAUGGGGUAAAGCAACCGAGGAAAACUUUGAUCUUGCCAAGGCCAAACAAAUCUUGGAUGAGGAUCAUUAUGGACUGAAAGAUAUUAAGGAACGGAUUUUGGAAUUCAUUGCAGUUUCUAAACUGAAAGGUAAUGUCCAGGGUAAAAUUAUCUGCUUUGUUGGCCCUCCUGGUGUAGGCAAGACGAGUAUUGGCAAGUCCAUUGCCCGAUCAUUGAAUCGUGAGUUUUUUCGGUUCUCGGUUGGUGGUCUUAGUGACGUUGCUGAAAUUAAAGGUCAUCGCCGGACGUACAUUGGUGCUAUGCCAGGCAAAAUCAUCCAGUGUUUGAAAUCUACUCAGAGCUCCAAUCCGCUGAUUUUGAUCGAUGAAAUUGACAAACUAGGACGCGGAUAUCAGGGCGACCCUGCUUCAGCUCUGCUAGAGCUUCUGGAUCCUUCACAGAACAGCGGCUUCGUUGAUCACUACAUGGAUGUGCCGGUUGAUCUGUCUCGCGUUCUUUUCAUCUGUACUGCUAAUGUCACUGAUACUAUCCCCGGACCUUUGUUGGAUCGGAUGGAGGUUUUGCGUCUGUCGGGCUACGACUCACCGGAGAAAUUGGCAAUUGCGAAGGAGUACCUCGUACCCAAGGCCCUCGAGAAAACGGGUCUGCAGAAGUCGGAGACAACGCCAGAGCCGCUUGGUUUGACAGACGAUGCUAUUUUGACGCUAGUCAAGCAGUACUGCCGCGAGAAUGGUGUCCGAAAUCUGGAGAAACAUGUAGAAAAGGUCUUCCGCAAAAUUGCCCUUGAGGUUGUUGAGGACAUUGAAAACACCAAGGCUGCUAAGACCCAAGAGGCUGGUGAGUCGACUUCUGCGUCGACGGCUAGGGAAGAUUCGUCGGAAGACCAGGACCACUUUGUGAUCACGCCUGAGAAGCUGUCAAAAUACGUCGGCAAACCUAUCUUCACGUCUGACCGCAUGUUUGACAAACAGUUUCCUGGUGUUGUGAUGGGGCUUGCCUGGACGGCCAUGGGCGGAGCUUCUCUCUACAUUGAGACCACCAAGGUACACACGAAAGGUGACCGCUCUGGUUUGAUCACUACGGGCCAGAUGGGAUCUGUAAUGGAGGAGAGUACGAAAAUCGCACACACGUUUGCACGCAGCAAGAUGCAUGCAAUUGACUCGGAGAACAAGUUCUUUGAAGAGAAUGAAGUGCACUUGCACGUACCGGAGGGAGCAACACCUAAAGACGGACCGUCAGCUGGUUGUACCAUGGUGACGGCGUUGCUCUCACUAGCUAUGAACAAGAAUGUAAAACCUGAUCUCGCUAUGACAGGAGAGCUGUCGCUUGUGGGCAAGGUUCUGCCUGUAGGUGGCAUCAAGGAGAAGAUCAUUGCUGCGAAGCGAUCAGGAGUGAAAACGCUUAUUCUGCCACUCGGAAACAAGCGCGACUUUGACGAGCUUGAAGAGUACCUGCGUAAGGAUCUGGACGUGCACUUCGCUGACUACUACAACGACGUGUAUAAGGUCGCUUUUGAGCAGGAAUAG
Molecule: messenger RNA, 2742 nt
Organism: Peronospora farinosa
Lineage: Eukaryota; Oomycota; Peronosporomycetes; Peronosporales; Peronosporaceae
Source: the annotation of a GenBank genome assembly